AUGAGAGUGGGGGUUGGGAGUAUUUGUGUUUGUGUUGGUGGUGUGGGGGUGGUUUGUGUUGUGGUGGGGGGGGUUGUUGGUGGGGUUGUGUGUUUAGUGGGGUUUUUUGGAGGGUGUGGUGGGGUGUUGGGGGGGUGGGUUGUUGAGUGUGGGUGUGGUUUUUGUGGGUUGGGUUGGGGUGGGUUUUUGUGUGUUGUGGGGGGGGGGGGGGGUGGGGGGGGGUGGGGGUUAAGUUUAUAUGUAGUGGUGUUGUUGGUGGUUUGGUUGUUAUGGGGUGGUAAUGUUUUGUGGGGUAUUUGGGUGGUUGAUGUGGUGGGGUGGGGUGGGGGGGUGUGGGUGGGGGGUGGGGGGUGGGGGUUGGGUGGGUGGGUUUUUGUGGUUGGGGGUGGGUGGUGGGUGGGUGGGUGUGUGGGGUGGGGGGUGGGUGUGGUGGGGGGGGGUUGUUGGUGUUGUUGUGGUGGUAUGUUGGGUGGUGGUGUGGUUGGUGGUUUUGAGUUGGGGGUGUUUGUGUGGUAUGUUUGUAUUUUGGGGAGGUUUUGUUGUUGGGUGGGGUGUAGUGGAAGGGAUAUAAAUGGAUGGUGUGUAGAUGUUGAUGGAUGUGGUGGUUAUAAGAUGAGGGUUGUUGAUGGGGAAGGGGGGUUGGGUGGGUUUGGGGGUGGGGGUGGUGUGGUUGUGUUUUUGGUGGGGUGUGUGGUGUUUAGGAGAGAUGGGUGGGUGUUGGGAGGGUUGUUGGGGUUGGGGAGUUGGUUAUGGUUGUGUUUUUUGGGAGGGUGGUGUGGUUUGAUGGGUUGUGGGGGGUGUGGUUGGUGUGGUGGGGUUUGGGGGUGUUGGUGGGGGUGUUGGGGGGGGUGUGGGGGUAGGGUUUGGGGGGGUGGUGUUUUGUGGGUGGGGUUGGGUUGGAUUAUGGGGGUAGGGGUGGGUGGUGGUGUGGGUUGUUUGGGGUGGGGUUGUGUUGGGGGGUUGGGUAGGUUGGGGGGGUGUGGGGGGGGGGGUGGGGGGGGGUGGGGUUUGUGGGGGGUGGGGGGGGGGGGUGUUGUGGGGGUGUGGGGGGGGGGUGUGGUGGGGGGGGGUUGGGUUUGGGGUGUUGGGGUGGGGUUUGGUGGGGUGGGGGUGGGGGGUGGUGGUGGGGGGGGUUGGUUUGUGGUGGUUGGGGUGUUGGGGGGGGGGGGGGGGGGGGGGGGGGGGUGGGGGUGGGGUGGGGGGUGGGGGGGGGGGGGGUUGUUAGGGUUGGUGGGGUGGUGGUGGUGGUGUUGGUUGGUUGUUGUAGUUGGUUGUGUUGGUUUUGUUGGUUGGUUGGGUGGGUUGUGUGUUGUGUUGUGUUUGUGUUGUUGGUGGGUUGUGGGGUGUGUGGUUGGGUGGUUGUGUUGGGUUGGUGGGGGGUGGGUGUUUGGGGUGGGGGGGUUUUUGGGGGGGGGGGUGUGGUUGUGUUUGGUGUGUUGGGGGGGGGGUGUGGGUUGGGGGGGGGUGGGGUGGGGGGGGGGGGGGGGGUUGGGUUUGGGUGUUGGGGGGGUGUGUGUGGGUUGGGGGGUUUGUUGUGGGGUUUGUUUGGUUGUGUUGUGGUGGGGGGGGGGGUUUUGUUGGUUUUUUGUGGGUGGGGGGGUUGGGGAGGGGUGUUGGGGGUUGGGGUUGGUGUGGGUGUGGGUGGGGGGGGUGGUGGGGGUGGGUGGUGGGGGGGGGGGAGGUGUGGUGUUUGUUUGUGGGGGUGGUGGUUGGUUUGGGUUUUGGGGGUGUUUUUUGGGGGGGUGGGGGGUGGGGGUGUUUGGUGGGUGUUGUUGUGUGGUUGGUUGGUGGUGGGGUGGUGGGGGUUUUUGUUGGUUUGUGGUGGGGUUUGGGGGGGUGGUGGGGGGUGGUGUGUGGUUGUGGGGUGGUUUUGGUGGGUGGGGGGUUGGUUGGUGGUGGGUGUGGGUUGGGGUGUGUGGGGUGGUUGUUGGGUUUGGUGGUGGGGGGGGGGGGUGUGUGGGGGUGGGGUGGGUUGGGGGGUUGGGGGGGUGGUGUGUGGGGGGGGUGUGGGGUUGGGUGUUGGGUUGUGUGGGGGUGGUGGUGUGGUGUUUGUGGUGGGUGUUUGGGGUUUGUGGUGGUUGGUGGGGUGUGGGGGUGUGGGGGUGUUUGUUUUGUUGUGGUGUGGGUGUUUUUGUGGGGGGGGGGGGGGGGUGGUGUUGUGGGUGUUGGGGGGGGUUUGGGUGGGGGGGGUGUGGGUGGGGGUGGUUGGGGGUUGGGGUUGGGGGGGGGGGGGGUUGUGGUGGGGUGUUGUGUUGGUGUGAGGGGUGUGGGGGUGGUGUGGUGGUGUUGUUGGGGGGGGGGGGGGUUGGGGGGUGUGGUGUGGGGGGGGUGGGUGGGUGGGUUUGGUGGUUUUGGGUGUUUGGGUUGUGGGGUGGGGGGGGGGGUUUGGGGGGUGGGGGGGGGGUGGGGGGGGGGGGGGUUGUUGGUGGUUGGUGUGGGGUGGGGUGUGGGUGGUGUGUUUGGUGGUUUGUUUGUUGGGGUGUGUUGUUUUUUGUGGUGGGGGGUUGGUUGGUUUGGGGGGGUGUUGGUUGGGGUGUUGGGGGGGGUGGUGUGGUGGGUGGGUGUGGGGUGUGGGGGUGGGGUGGUGGGGUGGGGGGGGGUGGGGGGGAUGUGGGGUGGAAGAGGGUUUUAGGGGUUGUUGGGGGUGGGGGUAUGAUGGGGUUUAUAGGGGGGUUUGGGGUGGGGGGUUUUGGUUGGGGUGGUAGGGUUGUGUGGGUGUGUGUGGGAGGUGUUGUGUUAUGUGUUAUUGGGGUUGGUGGGGUGGGGUGUUGGGGAUGUUGUGUUUUGUGGUGGUUUUGUGUGUGUGAGUAUGGUGUUGGUGGGGUUUUUGUGGGGUUUGUUGGAUGUUGUUGUUUUGGUAUGUUUGUUGUGUGGGGGGUGUAUGGUUGGGUAGGUUUGGGGUGUGGGGGUUGGUGUGGGGUGGUGGGGUGGGGUGUUGUGUUGGGUGUGGGGUUGGGGUGGGUGGGGGGGGGGGGGGGGGGGGGGGGGGUUUGUGUGGAUGUGGGGGGGGGGGUGGGUGUUGGGGGUGGGGGGGUUGUGUUUGGGUGUUGGUGGGGGUUGUGGGGGUGGGUUUUGGAUGUUUUGGUUGAUUGUGUGUUUUGGUGGGGAUGGGGAAUUGGUGGUUGGGGUUUUGGGGGGUGGUGUUGGUUUUGUGGUUGGAUUGGGUGGGGUGGGGGUGGGUGGGUGGUGGGUUUGGGUGAGUGUUGGUUUUGGGUUUGGGGUUGGGUUGUUGGGUGGGUGGAUGUUUAUGGUUUGGUGUUGUUUUGGGGGUGGGGUUGGGUGGGUGGGGGUGGGGGGUGUUGGUGGGGUGGGUUUGUUUUGGUGGGUGGGUGUGUGGUUGGUGGUGUGGGGGGGGGGGGGGGGGGUGGGGUGGGGGGGGGUGGGGGGGGUUUGGGGGGUGGUGGGGGUGGUGUUUGGGUUUUUUGGUGGUGUUUGUUGGUGUUGUGGUUGGGUGGGGGGGGGGUGGGGGGGGGGGUGGGGGGGUGGGGUGGGUGGGGUGGGGGGGGUGUUGUGGGGUGGUGUGGGGGUUGUUGGGUGGGUUUUUGUGGUUGGGGUGGUUGGGGGGGGGUGGGGUGGGUUUUUGUGGUGGGGUUGUGGGGGUGUUUGGUGUUGGUUGUGUGUGGUGUGGGGGGUGGUGUGGGGUUGUUUGUGUGUGUGGGUGUGUGUGUUUGGUGUGGGUGGGGGUGGUGGGGGGGGUUUGGGGGGUGGUUGGGGUGUGGGUUGGGUGUGGGGGUGGGUUUUGGUGUGUUGUGGUGGGUGGUUUUUUGGUGGGUUUGGUUGGUGUGUGUGGUGGUGGUGGGGGGGGUGGGGGGGGGGUUGUGUUUGGGGGUUGGGGUGGUGGGGGUGUGGGUUUGGUUGUGGGGGUGGGGGGUGGGGGGGGGUGGGUGUUUGGGGGGUUGUGGGGGUGGGGUGUUGGGGGUUGGGGGGUUGGGGGGUUGGGUGUUGGGGGGUGGGGGUUGUGGGGUUGGGGGGUGGGGGUUGGGGUUGGGGGUUGGGGGGGGGGGUGGUGGGGGGUUGGGGGGUUGGGGGUUGGGGUUGGGGGGUUGGGGGUGGGGUUGGGGGUUGGGGGUUGGGGGGUUGGGUGGGUUGGGGGGUGGGGGUUGGGGGGUUGGGGGUUUUUGGGGGGGUUGGGGGGGUGGGGGGUUGGGGGGUUGGGGGUUGGGGGGUUUGGGGGGGUUGGGGGGUUGGGGGGUUGGGGGGUGGGGGUGUGUGUGGUGGUGUGUGGGUUUUGGUUGUGUGUGUGGUUUGUUUGGUUGGGUUGUGUUGUGUGGUGUGGUGGUUGGGUGUGGGUGUGGGGUGGGGGGUUUGUUGGGUUGUGGUGUGUGUUUUGGGGGUUGUUUUGUGUGUGGGGUGGUGGGUGUGGGUUGGGGUGGGGGGGGGGGGGGUUGUGGGGGUGGUGUGGUGUUGGGUGGGGUGGGGGGGUUUUGGUGGGGGGGUGGUUGGUGUGGGUGGGGGGGUGGGUGUUGGGUUGGUGUUUGUGUGGUGGGGUUUGGUGGUGGGUUUUGGUGUGGGGUUUGGUGGUGGUUUGGUGGUGGGGUUGGAGUGGGUUUGGUGGUGGGGUUUGGUUGGGGGUGGGUUUGGUGUGGGGUUGGUGUGGUUGGUGGUUGGGUUUGGUGGUGGGGUUUGGGUGGGUGGGGUUUGGUGUGGGGUUGGUUGGUGGGUGGUGGUGGGGUUUGGUUUGUGGGGUAUUUUGUUGGUGUUGGGGUGGGUGGGGUUUGUUGGGGGGGGUGGGGUUUGUGGGGUGGGGGUUGGUUGGUUGUGUGGGUGGGGUUUGGUGGGUGGGGGGGGGGGGUUGGGGGUGGGGGGGGGGGGGGUGUGUGGGGGGUGUGUUGGGUUGGGGGUGGGGGGUGGGUGGGUGGUGGUGUUUUUUGGUGGUUUUGUGUGGGGGUUGGAGGGGGGGUGUGGUGUUGUGUUGGUGGUUGGGUGUGGUGUGUGGGGUGGUGGGGUGGUGGGUGGUGGUGGGGGGUGGGUGUGUGGGGGGUUUGGUGUGAGUGUUGUGGGUUUGUGUUGUUUGUGUUUGUUAUGUUUUUUGGGGUUUUUGGGGGGUGUUUGGGGGGUGGGUGGGGUUGGUGGUUGUUGGGUUGGGGGGGGGUGGGUUUGGGUGUUGGUUUUGGGGUUGGUGGGGUGUUGGUGGGGGGGUUGGUGGGGGGUGUGUGGGGGGGGGUUUGGUGGUGUGGUGGGGUGUGGGGUGGGGGGUGUGGUUUGUUGGGGGGGUGUUUGGGGUGGGGGGGGGUUUGGGGGGGGGUUGGGGUGGUGUUGGGGGGUGUGUGGUGUGGUGUGGGGUGGGGGGGGGGGGUGUUUGGGUGGGGGGGGUGGGGGGGUGGGUGGGGGUUGGGUGGGGGGGGGGGGUGGGGUGGUGGGGGGGUGUGGGGGUUGGGGGGGUUGUGGGUGGGGUGGGUUGUGGUGGGGGUGGUGGUGGUGGUGUGGGGGUGGGGGGUUUGGGGUGUGUGUGGUUGGUUUUGGGUGUGGGGUGGGGGUGUGGGUGGUUUGUGUUUGGGGUGGGGGGGGGGGGUUGGUUGGUUGUUGGGGUGGUUUUGGGGGUUGGGUGGUGUUUGGGUUUUUGGUGUGGUGUUGUUUGGGGGGGGUGGGGGGUGGGGGGUUGUUGGGUGGGGUGGUUUUUUGGGUGUUGGGUGGUUGUGUGGUGUUGUGGGUGGGGUGGGGGUGGGGGGGGGGGGGUGGGGUGGUGGUGGGGUGUGGGUGGGGGGGUGGGGUGGGGGGGGGGGGGGGGGGUGGGGGGUGGGGGGGGGUGGGGGGGUGGUUGGGGGGGGGUGUGUUUUGGGUUGGUUGUUGGGGUGUAUUGAAUGUUGGAUUGGGUUGGGGGGGUUGGGGGGUUGGGGGGUGGGGGUGGGUGGGGGUGUUGGGGGGGUGGGUGUUGGGGGGUUUUUGUGGGGGGGUGUGGGUGGGGGGGGUUGGGGGUGGGGGUGGGGGUUGUUGUGGUUUGGGGUGGGGGGGGGGGGGUUGGGGGGUGGGGGGGGGGUUUGGUGGGGGGGUGGUUGGGUGUUGGUGGGGGGGGGGGGGGGUGGUGUGUGGGUGUUGGGGUUUUUUUUUAGGGUGGGUGUGUUGGUGGGGUUUGGGGUUGUGUUGUUUGGGUUUGGGUGUGGUGGGGGUUGGUGUGGUGUGGGGGGGUGGGUGGGGGUGGGGUUGGGUUUGGGUGGGGUGGGGUGGGUUGGGGGGGGGGGGGGUGGUGGUUGGUGUUGGUGGUUGUGGGGGGGGUGUUUAAUGGGGGGUGGUGGGGGUUGGUGGGGGGGGGGGUUGGUGGGUGGGUGUGGUUGUUGGUUGGGGUUGGGGGGUUGGUUUGGGUGUGGGGGUUUGGGGUGGUUUUUGUUUGUGGGGGGGUGGGUGGUGUGGGGUGUGUUGUGGUGUGGUUGUGUGGUUGUGUUGGGGGGGGGGGGUUUGUGGGGGGGUGGGGUGGGUGUUGUUGGGUGGGGGUGGUGGGUGUGGUUUGGGGGGGGUGUGGGGGGUGGGGGGGUGUGUGUGUGGAGUGGGGGGUGGGGGGGGGGUGGGGGGGGGGUUGGUGGGGGGUGGUGUGGGUGUGGGUUUGGGGGGGGGGGGGUGGUGGUUUGGGGUGGGUGGGUUUUUUUUUGUUGGGUGGUGGUGUGGUGGGGGGUGGGGGGGUGGGUGGUUGGUUGGGGUGUGUGGGGGUGUGGGGGUGGUGGGUGGGGGGGUUGUAGGGGUGUGUGUGGUGGUGUGUUGGGGUUUUGGGGGGGGGGGGUGGGGUGGGGUUGGGGGUGGGGGUUGGGGGGUGGGGGGGGGGGGUUUGUUGGUUGUUGGGUGUGUUGGGUGGGGGGGUGUGGUGGGUGUUUGGGUUGUUGGGGUUUUUGGUGGGUGGGGGGGGGUGUGGUUUUGUGUUUUUGGGUGUGGUUUUUUGUUGUGUGGGGUGGGUGUGGGUGGUUGGGGUGGUGUGGUGGUUGUGUGGUGUGUGUUGGGGGGGGGGGGGGGGGUUUGUGGGGGGGGUGGGGUGGGUUUGUUGGGGUGGGGGGGGUGGUGUGGGGUGGUUGGGGGGGGGUGGGGGGUGGGGGGGGUUGGGGUUUGGGGGGGUGUGUUGUGGUGGGUGUGUGUUUUGGGGGUUGGGUGGUGGGUGUGUGUUGGGGGUGGGUUUGGUGUGUGGGUGGGUGGGGGGGGUGGUGGGGGGGUGUGUGGGUGGUGGGGGGGUGGGGUGGUGGGGGGGUGUGGGGUGGUGUGUGUUUGUGGGGGUUGGUGGGGGUGUGUGGGGGGGGGUUGGUGGGGGGGGGGGGGUGUUUUUGUGGGGUGGGGGGGGGGGGGGGGGGGGGGGGGGUUGGUGGGGGUGGUUGUGGGUGUGGGGUUUUUGGGGGGGGGGUGGGUUGGGGGGGGGGGGUGGGUGGGGGGGGGGUUGGGGGGUGGGGGUGGUUGGGGUGGGGUUGGUGUGGGUGGGGUGGGGGGGGGUGGGUGGGAGUGGUGUGGUGUGUGGGUGGUUGA
Messenger RNA from Knipowitschia caucasica, 7437 nucleotides. The record is from the annotation of a GenBank genome assembly. Lineage: Eukaryota; Metazoa; Chordata; Actinopteri; Gobiiformes; Gobiidae.